CGAUCACAUAUUUCGAAGGCGACUGAUAGAUAAGAGAAAUUAAAUCCUCUUUUAUUUAACAGUUUACUAACUACCUACUUAUAUACAUAGAUUAGAUAAGUGCGCCUGUCGCGUUUAGUUGAAAAAAAAGUUUUUUCUACAAAAAUAGAUUUUUUAUAUUUUCGUGCUACCAGAUAAAUUAGAAAUCUGUGUGAAUAUAAUCUGAAAAAUGGCGUCAGAUCCGAGAAAUGUUGAAAUUAAAUACACUAAGUUAUUUAUUGACAACGAAUUCGUAGAUGCCGUGAGCAAAAAAACAUUCUCUGUAUUAAAUCCAAGCACCGAAAAAGUUAUAGUAGAGGUAGCUGAAGGCGACAAAGCUGAUGUAGAUAAGGCUGUAGCUGCAGCAAAAGCUGCCAUUGCGAGAGGAUCAGAAUGGAGGACUAUGGAUGCUUCUAGAAGAGGAUUAUUAAUUAAUAAACUUGCUGACCUUUUAGAAAAUAAUUUGGAUGAAAUUUCGGCGAUAGAAACUUUGGAAAAUGGAAAAACUUUUGAAUUUUCUAAAAUUAUAACCUCCUUGUCUGUGAAUGUAUUAAGGUACUUCGCUGGUUUUACAGACAAAAUCCAUGGUUCCACUAUUCCAACAGAUGGCCCGCUCCUUACCAUGACUCGCAAAGAACCUGUCGGAGUCGUAGGUCAAAUUAUUCCAUGGAACUACGCUAUUAUGAUGGCAACUUGGAAAUGGGGACCAGCUCUGGCUGCAGGAUGUACUAUUGUUUUAAAACCAGCAGAACAAACACCUCUGGGCGCUCUUUAUUUAGCUGCGCUGGCUAAGGAGGCCGGAUUUCCCAAAGGAGUCAUCAAUGUAGUUCCAGGAUUCGGUUCAACAGCUGGAAGCGCCUUAAGCUGGCAUCCUGAUGUUAGGAAAAUUGCUUUUACUGGAUCUACACAGGUUGGACAUUUUAUAAUGGAGAGUGCUGCAAAGUCCAAUUUGAAAAAAGUAUCUUUAGAAUUGGGAGGAAAAAGCCCUCUAGUAAUUUUUGAUGAUUUCAAUGUUGAUGAAGCUGUAGAGAUAGCUGCCGAUGCUAUUUUCAGUAACCACGGUCAAAAUUGUUGCGCUGGAUCAAGGACAUUUGUACAAUCUAAAAUUUAUAACGAGUUUGUUACAAAAGCUGCAGCCAAGGCUAAUUCUAUUAAGGUUGGCGAUCCUUUUUGUCCAGAAUCUCAACAGGGCCCACAGGUAGAUAAGGCCACUUUGGAUAAAAUUCUUUCCCUAAUUGAAUCUGGUAAGAAACAAGGAGCGAAUGUUGCAGCUGGGGGCAACCGAGUUGGAGAUGUGGGAUAUUAUGUUCAACCAACUGUGUUUUCAAAUGUUACUGAUAAUAUGAUCAUAGCAAAAGAAGAGAUUUUUGGACCAGUUCAAUCUAUUUUAAAAUUCGACACUCUAGAGGAAGUGAUUGAAAGAGCAAACAGUACUGAAUACGGUUUAGCCGCAGGCGUUCUGACCAAAAAUAUCGAUACUGCUAUGGUGUUUGCUCAAGCUGUUGAAGCAGGAUCUGUAUGGAUAAACUGCUAUGAUGAGGCUAUUGGACCUCACACUCCUUUUGGGGGCUACAAACAAUCUGGUAUAGGCAGAGAUCUAGGUGAAGAAUCUAUCAAGGAAUAUUUGGAAACCAAAACCAUAUCCAUUAAAUUACCAGUAAAGAAUUGAAUUUAUUUUUUUUUGUAUUUACGAACUAUUAUAUUUAUUA
This is a messenger RNA of Psylliodes chrysocephalus, 1727 nucleotides long. Lineage: Eukaryota; Metazoa; Arthropoda; Insecta; Coleoptera; Chrysomelidae. The record is from the annotation of a GenBank genome assembly.